Molecule: messenger RNA, 1436 nt
Organism: Phaedon cochleariae (mustard beetle)
Lineage: Eukaryota; Metazoa; Arthropoda; Insecta; Coleoptera; Chrysomelidae
Source: the annotation of a GenBank genome assembly
CUUGUUUUUGUGGCGCUGAGGCAAAAAACACACUUGGUAUCGUUUGUUCGAUUUCUUGUUUUUUCGAUAUUUUAGUCGUUUGUGAUUGAUGCUACCUCUUAAAACUGUGCUCUUAGUCAUCGCAUCGACUUAUUGUCAGCAAAUUAUGAAUAAAUUAUUGGAACUUCAAGAUGCAUUGAUAUCAAUGAAGUGCUGCCUGUGCCGAGAGGUGUUAUCAGUGCCGCCGAUAAUAGCGAUUUCUGAAGAUGGAAAACAAUUGAAGUGUGGAAGGUGUGAGAAUGUCAAGAAACCAUUCAACGCUAGAAAUUUUGCUUUCGAAAAUAUCGUGAAGUUUUUCUCAUUUCCCUGCAUCUACAAGGAUUGCAAUAAAAUGAUCUCGUGGGAAGAUGUGGAAAGCCAUGAACUCAUUUGUGAGAAAAAAACUAUCAGGUGUCCAAUUUUUUACCGAGCAUGUGAACGCAUUGUUCAGUUGCAGAAUUUGGAGGAGCACAUGGAACAAAAUCAUGAAAGACAUAUUUUUCCAGAUAGAUACCUAACCAUGAUAAUAAAAAGAAAUAAUCUUGCAAUUUCUUCUGUCAUUUCAAAUAAUCAAAUGUUUUUUGUGAUGAUCGAUAAUUCUGAUACACCAGAGGUAUAUGUUGCUUCGCUAAAUUGUAUUAACGAAUGUUUCACAUACGAUUUGAAAAUAUCCUCCGGCAUUUGUGAUGACCCAUAUUCUGUCUCAAUUGGAAAUCAGCCAAUCAACAAAUAUGAUGAAAGGGAUCAUUGUUUUCACUGUAUUACUAAGUUAUGCAAUUUGAAGCAUCAUCCCCAUUCAAAGGUAAAUGGAAAUAUACCUGUCACUGUGAAUUACAGAAAGAUUGAUCUAACUCACAUAAAACCGUUAUUAGGUGAUAUUUCUAAUAUGAAAUAUACCAUAGAAAUACAUCCAAAGAAGGACUUUGAAGAGAAAAAUAAAAAACUGGUCAAUGAAAAUUCGACAGUGACAACUCAAACCAACGAUUCAGCCGUUGUUGAUUUGUUGAGGAAGCAGUUACAGUGUCCAAUCUGCAUGGAGUACAUGGUCGGCAAUAUUUAUAACUGCCAAAAGGGCCAUGUAGCAUGCAGUGUGUGUAAAAUUCAACUGACCGAGUGUCCUUCUUGUCUAACUAAAAUUGGGAAAUCUAGAUGUUUUCCGUUAGAGAAUUUGGCUGAUGAAAUUGUACUGGCUUGUCUAUUCUCAGGAAAUGGCUGUGAUUUCACUGGAAAACUGAAAUUGCUGUCCCAGCACGAGAAACAUUGUGAACAUAUUAUACAUCAGGACUGAGAAACCUAGAUAAUCUCUCUUCGUUUUUUUGUGAUCCACGUAAAAUAAGCUCAUUCAUUGGAAUAUUAUAUAGCAUUCAGAAUCAAAUUCCUGAGAAGUAUUUAUUGAAUAUAUAUAUUAUUGUCUUGAA